Messenger RNA from Python bivittatus (Burmese python), 1095 nucleotides. Its product is annotated as deoxyribonuclease-1-like. Gene Ontology annotation, molecular function: deoxyribonuclease I activity; DNA binding. NCBI's taxonomy places the organism in Eukaryota, Metazoa, Chordata, Lepidosauria, Squamata, Pythonidae. Gene Ontology annotation, biological process: DNA catabolic process. Gene Ontology annotation, cellular component: nucleus. The record is from RefSeq and is a predicted model, not a curated record.
GCCUAUUUUAAGGGGGCCGGAAAACCUGCUACCCCACUAGUGGGGCUGGACCUGCGCAGGGCAAGGACCAUGAAGAUCCUCUUGCUGGUGGCCUCCCUCCUGCAGCUCGCCUUCUCCCUGAGAAUUGGCGCUUUCAACAUCAGGGCCUUUGGGGACAAAAAGCUCUCCAACCAGACCAUCUCCAGCUUCAUUGUCCGAAUACUGACCACUUACGACCUCACCCUCAUCCAGGAAGUCCGAGAUGCUGACCUGAGCGCCGUCAAGAAGCUGAUGAACCAGGUCAAUUGGGCAUCCCCGGAUCCCUACAGCUACCUGGUCAGCAAGCCUCUGGGCCGCAACAGCUACAAGGAGCGGUACCUCUUCAUUUACAGGCAGGACAGGGUCUCCCCGGUGGAGAGCUACUAUUACAACGAUGGCUGUGAGCCCUGUGGCAACGAUACCUUCAGCAGGGAGCCCUUCGUUGUCAGAUUUGCUGCCCCUCAGACAGCGGUGAAAGAGCUGAUCCUCGUGCCCCUGCAUGCGGCUCCUGAACGUGCGGUGACUGAGAUCGACGCUCUCUUUGACGUCUACCUGGCGGUGAAAGCCAAGUUGGGGGCCACGGAUGCCCUCUUCCUGGGAGACUUCAAUGCCGGCUGCAGCUAUGUCCAGACUGAGGACUGGCCCUCCAUCCGCCUGCGCACCAGCAAGGACUUCCAGUGGCUCAUUCCGGACACGGCAGACACCACGGUGACAAACACGGCCUGUGCCUAUGACAGGAUUGUGGCAGCGGGCACCAAGCUGAAAGGGAGCAUCCUGCCUGGAACGGCCAAGGUGGACAACUUCCAGAAGACCUUCGGCUUGAGCUCCAAGGAUGCCUUGGCUGUGAGCGACCAUUUUCCAGUGGAGGUGACACUGAAAUCUGCCUAGGGCCCCCUCAGGCCCCAGGAGUGCCACAUAAAGCUUCCAGCUCCACCCCAGCCGGCUCAGGGGCGCUGCUCUGAUUCCCACUGGGCCCCAACAUAGACACAGGAGGCUGGCAAAACCUCAGCAGGUCCCCUUUCUGACCAAGCAGAAGCCGUCUCUUCAGUGUCUUGAAGUAAUAAAAGAUCAACCGCA